GGCUUUAAAUUAGAUAAUAUCGUAAAGAAAACUGAAUCUUACGAAAUCACUCUUGUUCUAUUCUUUCCUUUGAUUAUGAAACUAGAUCCAUAGCUUAGACACUGCAAAUACUUCAAACACUGUUAAACUAAUAAAAUAGAAUAUGGUUACAACCAUUUAAAUAUCCUGGCUGGCUCUUCGGAGAAGUAAAGUGGUGCUUGACAUCAGUCAACCUUCUUUGCCGAGUCCGAUUUCAAGUAUGGCCCAACAAUGGCUUCAUUGCAACUCUUGCUUCUGCCAACCAGAUAAAGGAGGAGUUAGGUUCUACCUGACAAACUGCAGUCAUAUAUACUGUGAAAAGUGUGUCAAUGCCUGUACAAAAGAAAGAUGUAAAUUGUGCAGGACCCAGUGCACAACACUGUUGCUGGCAGGAAAGAUGCCGAAAGAAGUAGAAUCUAUGUUCUCAGAACCAGUGGAUGCUCUUCAAAAGUUUUUCAAGCAGUUCACACAGAUAAAUGAUUUUCAGAGGAGCCACCAGAGAAGGCUGUGGCGACAUCUGAGAGAAAAGAUGAAGUUCUAUGAUGGGCAGAUUGCAGAAGCAAAGAAGUUGCUGUCUCAAGCUAAAGCUGUGGAAAGAGAAUUUACAAAAGUCAAAGCUGAGAAUGAGUAUUUCAAGACUUUAAUCUCGAAAAAGGAUGGUCAUCAAAGGAUCAACUCAAGGUCUAGAGCUUCUCCUGGUCCUUAUUCAGUGUCUCCAUCUCCCUUUUCUCCAUUUCUAAGAAACCAGGGUCAACGCUCUGUGCAACCACCUGGUUGCUCUGGUGGUUAUAACAUUCUCAAUCAGCCUGGAAGACUUCUGGUCAGAACACCACCUUCUGGAGGAAGAUUAGGCUCUGUUGGAACAUCGGACUUAACGCCCUGUAGCAAUGGAACUCCUUUGUCAGUGCCGAGACCAAUCCUUUUCAAUAAUCACGAAUGAUCAGUGGCUUGGCUUGGAACCAGUUUGAUCAUCGUUCCAAGGGCGUUUCUCAUCUGUUUAAUAAUUGACUUAUUGAUUAAGAGUUGAAGAUUUUGAUUUGUUUGUCAACUCUCAGAUUCAGAAGCUCCUUGUUUCUGUCUAUCUGUUUACUCUCCUGAUGUGCAUCAACACUUCUGUUAUGCGCCUGUCUUUCAAUUUGUCUUCCUGACUGUCUUUGCGUUUUAUUCUUUGGUAAACAGCCUUCCUGUUUGUAUGGUUCUGAUCUAUGAGGCUCUAGCAGAACCAUUAUUUUGUAUACUUGCUCCUUGACUUUGUUGACAAAACACAAUGAUGGUUGUUUUGGUAUGGUAUAAAGUAUGAAAGGAGUUAUUAAACCCAUGAUAAGACUUUGAAAACAUUGUACAUGUAGUACCAUGCAUAAAUUUAUGUAUAGAUGUUUUUGCAAGACAAGUGCAAGCACUGAGUCCAGUUGACAGUUAAGAGUGCAUUAUUUCAGAUGAAAGGUUUUGUUCGAUGUCAGGAUUUGAAGGCAAUCUAGACAAGUCCAUGUAUAUUUCCUCAUCAAUAAUUUGUUGUAUUGAUGUUUUAUGAUUGAGUUUGUAGUAUCUUUUUGAAGGAUUUAAGCGAAAUCUUUUCAAAUUUGAAUAUAAAUUGUUGUUAGAAGAUCUGACUGACAUUAAUGGGUUUUUUAGUUCCAUUACAAGGAAAGUGCUUUCCCAUUUCACACUCUCUAUUGUAUCGUGUGCUGAAUAGAUAUUUUGUUUUGAGUGCAGUUAAUUAAUUUUCCAUCUGACAGAUCUGUUAGCCUUUUGAGUUCAGGGUAUUUCAUUUUCAAAGUUCAUUGAUGUUGUUAAGUUUAUAUUAUUAUUCUUUUCACAUGUUAAUAAAGUUCAAAGUUUGAUAUUACUGCACAAGAAAAA
Molecule: messenger RNA, 1878 nt
Organism: Aplysia californica (California sea hare)
Lineage: Eukaryota; Metazoa; Mollusca; Gastropoda; Aplysiida; Aplysiidae
Product: probable E3 SUMO-protein ligase RNF212
Exons: 15
Coding region: 239-958 (239 amino acids)
Biological process (GO): reciprocal meiotic recombination; protein sumoylation; homologous chromosome pairing at meiosis
Cellular component (GO): synaptonemal complex
Molecular function (GO): SUMO transferase activity
Source: RefSeq, a predicted model, not a curated record